This is a messenger RNA of Ailuropoda melanoleuca (giant panda), 1586 nucleotides long. RefSeq names its product glycoprotein Ib platelet subunit alpha. Gene Ontology annotation, molecular function: protein binding. The record is from RefSeq and is a predicted model, not a curated record. The transcript is spliced from 3 exons. The coding region runs from base 15 to 1586 and encodes 523 amino acids. Gene Ontology annotation, cellular component: plasma membrane. NCBI's taxonomy places the organism in Eukaryota, Metazoa, Chordata, Mammalia, Carnivora, Ursidae.
UCCGCCUUGUGGAGAUGGAAAGUGGGAGAAGGGAGCCACAAGGAGGGCUGGGGACAGCUGUGGAAGGAGGUGAUAAGGGCCUGUGUCCGGGAGGGACACUGUUCCCAGGUCACAGGAGGGAGUCGCUAUCAGGCUGGCAUUUCCUCCCCAUCCCCAUCGCCUUCCUGCCCCUGCUCAGCCCUCCCUGGAGCUGGAAGAGAGCAGGACAGAGUCACACCCUGCAACAGACCCUGUGCCCUCGGAGGUCCUUCUGCCUGCCCGUCCCCAUGCCUCUCCUCGUGUUGCUGCUCUUGCUGCCACGCCCUUCGCACCCCCAGUUGGUCUGUGAGGUCUCCCAGGUGACCAGCCAGGUGGAAGUGAACUGUGACAACAGGGGGCUGAGGGCGGUGCCUCCAGGUCUGCCGGAAGACACGGCCAUCCUGCACCUGGGCAAGAACCCCCUGGGCACCUUCUCCACAGCGUCCGUGGGCUCUCUGGCCCAGCUCGCCCAGCUUCACCUGCGCCAAAGCCAGCUGAUCAGCCUGAAGCUUGCGGGCUCGCUGCCUCGGCUGGAGACCCUGGACCUCUCCCACAAUAAGCUGAGGAGCCUGCCCGCGCUAGGCCAGGCACUGCCGGCCCUCACCACCCUGGACGUCUCCUACAACGAGCUGACCUCGCUGUCUCCUGGCGCCCUCGACGGCCUGAGCGGACUGCAGGAGCUCUACCUGCGGGGCAACAAGCUGAAGACUCUGCCCCCGGGGCUCCUGGCGCCCGUGCCCCAGCUGAGGAAGCUCAAUCUGGCCGACAACAAGUUGAGCGAGCUGCCCCCGGGGCUCCUGGAUGGGCUGGGCGAACUCGACACUCUCUACCUCCAAGGGAACUGGCUGCGCACCGUGCCGAAGGGCUUCUUUGGGGACCACCUCCUGCCUUUCGCUUUUCUCCACAACAACCCCUGGUCCUGUGACUGCGAGAUCCUCUAUUUUGCUCGCUGGCUGCAGGACAACGAGAAUAAUGUUUACUUAUGGAAGGAGGGUGUAGACGUCAAGGCCACGACUCCCAACGUGGACAGUGUGCGAUGCGUCAACGUGGCCAACACACCCGUCCACACCUACCAAGGGAAGGGCUGCCCCAGUCUUGGGGAUGGGGAUUACCUAGGCUACGACGACUACGGAGAGGAAGAGGCGGGAAAGGUAACUGCCACGAGGGCCGUGGUCAGGUUCUCCACCAACACCAGAGCCCACACAACCCACUGGGCCCCACUCCACCCAGCAUCCACCGCUUCUCUGGACCAGACGUCCCAUCUGUCUCCCACCGUAGAGUCCACUGAGACACAGAGCACAUUCUCAACUGCCCCAGAGCCCAGGACACCCAUGCCCCACCCCCCGCCCUCCACCACAACCCCGACCACCUCAGAGCUCCCCAUGCCCACCGCCAACCUGGAACCCACGACACCCCCCACCGCCCCAGAGCCCACCACGACCCCCAGUACAACUCCCACCAUGACCCCCACCACCCCAGAGCCCAGCACGACCCCUAGUACGACCCCCACCACCUCACAGACCACCACGACCCCAACCACCCCAGAGACCGGAAGUCCUUCCUCGUGA